Messenger RNA from Periconia digitata, 912 nucleotides. The record is from the annotation of a GenBank genome assembly. NCBI's taxonomy places the organism in Eukaryota, Fungi, Ascomycota, Dothideomycetes, Pleosporales, Periconiaceae.
AUGCGGCUGAGCUUGGGCUUCGGGAUCAAGUGGGAUGCCGCCGUGGGAGGAGGGGUAAAGCCGUUUAAAGCCAGUGGGACCCUCGCACGCUCGUUUUCCCAAGCUGCCAGCUCCCCACAGCCCUUCACUGCUUCCUUUGCCCGCAAGCAGCGUCUUUCGCCACUUUCGCACAAUUUCGCAUCGUCCCGAUUACAACCAAGGAGGCCUUACUCCAGCAGAAUCAUGUCUACCGAGGAACUCGACAAGCAGCCCCCGCAGGAGGUCAAGAAGUACCUCCAGCAGAGCCAUGACCGCAUUUUCGAGAGCAACAAGAAGUGGGCCGCCGAGCAAAAGGCUAAGAAUCCGGAUUUCUUCAGUCAUCUGAAUGCAGGACAGAGCCCCGAAUAUCUAUGGAUUGGCUGCUCUGAUUCCCGUAUCCCUGCCGAAGCCAUCACUGGCCUCGGGCCUGGCGAGAUGUUUAUCCACCGCAACAUUGCCAACCUCGUCUGCUCCACCGAUCUCAACGUCAUGUCCGUCGUCAACUAUGCCGUUCGUCAUUUGCACGUCAAACACAUUGUCGUCUGCGGACACUACGGCUGCGGUGGCGUCAAAGCCGCCAUGACUCCUCAAGACCUUGGUCUGCUGAAUCCCUGGCUUCGCAACAUCCGCGAUGUGUACCGACUGCACGAGGCUGAACUGGACGGCAUCAAGGAUGAGGAGGCCAAGUACAACAGAUUGGUGGAGCUCAACGUGGUGGAACAGGCCAGGAACGUCAUCAAGACCGCCGCUAUUCAGCAAAGCUAUGCCAAGAGUGGAUACCCCAUUGUACAUGGAUGGGUUUUUGGGUUCAAAGAUGGACUUUUGAAAGAUUUGGAAAUUGAUUUUGAAGGCCAGCUGAAGGACAUCCAGAAGAUUUACAACUUGACUUCGUAG